CAGGCCUUCCGACGGAUGCCUUCCGAGGGUCAUCAGCGGGAAUUCGUCGGCCAGGCACGGUCUUGCGAGAGCACAAGACGUAUGGCAUACGUGAGCCCGCAACCGCAUCGGGCGCGUGUUCUUCAUUUGUAUUCCGCGGGGGAGAGACAUGAUAGGGCGCAAUGGGGAAAUCACAAAAGAACCGUGCAGAUAAGCCACGCUCACCUUGACGUGGUGGUCUAUAAAAGAGCGGACGCACCUCGCGGCCCGAUCAAAUCGUACGAAAUGUCCCGCUCGGUCGUCGUCCCGCUCGUGCUCCUCGCGCUCUCGCAGGCGGCCUUCGCCACCACCGUCGACGUGUCGAAGACGAAGACCGUCGAGUUGCAAUUCACCGACGAGGAUAUCGUGCCGAAAACGGAAUUGAAAAAUCUGGUGCCUCAAACGUACGCUAAUGGAUUCAUCGGAGAUCUCGAGAUUGGAUCACGACUCAGGGAUGAAACGAUCUUUCAGCGAAUCAUCGUAUUCAACAAUCCGACGGAUUAUGUUCAGAGCAGCGAACUGAAAGUGAAUGGCCCAGGAAUCGUGCAUUAUAUCAAUGCUCAGAACUUCCAAGGCAGCUACGCAGUGGUGUGCGACCAUUCGGACGCUCUAGGAUCAUCCAGGAUCUAUUUGACUAUUCGCGUCAAUCCCCAAACGAAAUCUCGUAUCUCUCUAUUCGUAGCAUUGCAUUAAUAAACGUGCGGCAAAAUGUCGUUUCUCAUUCUUUUGCUACCGUAGUUUGACCAUUGUGGGGACCGAUAACUAAAUUGCGCGAAUCAAAGCAGCAUACAUGCGACAAGCGAUAUAUAUUCAACAGCGAUUAUUUCGAUGCGAUAAUUCUCUUUUAAUACAGGACUGAUACCGAUUUCGAGUCAGUUCGAGUUGGGGAGCAAAAAAAAAUAAUGCUUAUCGCGCGCACACGUUCUUCGCGUGUACUUCUGUUGCGCGAAAAAUGACGAGAAGAAAGGCGCGAAUUUGUUUUUCCUCUGACGACUAAUCGAGCGCAAUGAGAAAUUUCUGUAUACGUUGUCAGACUCUGCUAAAAGGAACGAGAAUCGAUCCUCACGCAUCGACCACAGGUAUCGCCGCCGUUGUAUCACAAUUCGUUCGUGUGCAUGAGGAGGAGGAAUAGUUACAUUUUUAUCUCUCGAUUUGUAUCAGCUCGCAUUAUAUAGUAGUUUCAUCUAGACUUUUGCCGCCAUGUAAGUCGUCCGCUUGUACUUUGCACAUUCGUUGAUUGCGAUGAAUACGAAAUAAAGCUAUGCCGCUUCACCGUCGA
Messenger RNA from Harpegnathos saltator (Jerdon's jumping ant), 1297 nucleotides. RefSeq lists its product as uncharacterized. The record is from RefSeq and is a predicted model, not a curated record. The transcript has 3 exons. The coding region runs from base 16 to 711 and encodes 231 amino acids. Lineage: Eukaryota; Metazoa; Arthropoda; Insecta; Hymenoptera; Formicidae.